This is a messenger RNA of Thunnus maccoyii (southern bluefin tuna), 4825 nucleotides long. RefSeq names its product glutamate receptor, ionotropic, N-methyl D-aspartate 1a (gene grin1a). Gene Ontology annotation, molecular function: NMDA glutamate receptor activity. The transcript is spliced from 20 exons. Gene Ontology annotation, biological process: regulation of membrane potential; monoatomic ion transport; chemical synaptic transmission. The record is from RefSeq and is a predicted model, not a curated record. The coding region runs from base 223 to 2928 and encodes 901 amino acids. Gene Ontology annotation, cellular component: synapse; NMDA selective glutamate receptor complex; neuron projection. Lineage: Eukaryota; Metazoa; Chordata; Actinopteri; Scombriformes; Scombridae.
UCAUGCACAUUCCUCCGCAUUGCACAUAAUUCCACCGAAUUUUUUUUUCGGUCUUCUUCCUUUUUUGGCCUCCCUCCCUCGCUCACAACGCCCACCUGGAUCGCGUCUGCAGUCGUGCAAGCAACUGGCUGAGCCGCGCUGCUGUCCAGAAGCUGGUCGAGCCGACCCGCCACCGGGGAGAAAAGCUACCGGGCUGCACUGUGCUGUUUGGUGGUCCACACGAUGCGUCUGUUUCUGCUGGCGGUGCUCUUCUCGUGCUCCUGCGCGCGGGCCGGCUGCGAGCCGAAGAUCGUGAACAUCGGGGCCGUCCUGAGCCAGAAGAGAUACGAGCAGGUCUUUAAAGAUGCCGUGACCCAGGCCAACCAGGUCUACGGCAGGGACAAAUUCAAGCUGACCGCCAUCUCCGUAACGCAUAAACCUAACGCCAUCCAGAUGGCUCUCUCCGUCUGCGAGGACCUCAUCUCCAGUCAGGUCUAUGCUAUCCUGGUGAGUCACCCUCCCCAGUCCAAUGACCACCUCACUCCGACGCCUGUCUCCUACACUGCAGGCUUCUACCGCAUCCCCGUGGUGGGUCUCACCACCCGCAUGUCCAUCUACUCAGACAAGAGUAUCCACCUGUCCUUUCUGCGGACAGUCCCUCCCUACUCCCACCAGGCGCACGUGUGGUUCGACCUGAUGCGCGAGUUCAACUGGAACCACAUCAUCCUGAUAGUGAGCGACGACCACGAGGGGCGGGCUGCUCAAAAGAGGCUCGAGACCCUCUUGGAGGAGAGAGAAACAAAGAAUAAAAAAAGGAACUAUGAAAACCUCGACCAACUGUCCUAUGACAACAAGCGAGGACCUAAGGCAGAGAAAGUCCUCCAGUUCAGCCAGGAGACUAACUUAACUGCCCUGCUACUGGAGGCGAAAGAGCUGGAGGCCCGAGUCAUCAUCCUGUCCGCCAGUGAGGAAGACGCUGCUGCAGUGUACAAGGCUGCCCGCUUCCUCAACAUGACGGGCUCAGGCUACGUGUGGCUGGUGGGCGAGCGGGAGAUGUCGGGUAAAGCCCUGAGCGAGGCGCCAGACGGUCUGAUCGGCCUCCAGCUCAUCAACGGGAAGAAUGAGUCGGCCCAUAUCAAUGAUGCAGUGGCUGUGGUGGCUCAGUCCAUCCAGGAGCUCUUUGAGAAGGAGAAUAUCACAGAACCCCCAAGAGGAUGUGUAGGCAACACCAACAUCUGGAAAACAGGACCCCUCUUCAAACGGGUGUUGAUGUCAUCUAAAUACCCAGAGGGCCUCACUGGACGUGUGGAGUUCAAUGAUGACGGAGACAGGAAGUACGCCCACUACAGUAUUCUCAACUACCAGAAGAGUCGACUCAUUCAAGUCGGCAUAUACAAUGGAACACAGGUGGUAAUGAACAAUCAGCGGAAGAUCAUCUGGCCCGGAGGAGAGACUGAAAAACCGCAGGGCUUCCAGAUGUCCACUCGAUUAAAGAUAGUGACGAUACACCAGGAGCCAUUUGUGUAUGUCAAACCAACUAUGCCGGACGGAACGUGCAAGGAGGAAAUGACAUUAAAUGGAGUCUUAAUUAAAAAGGUUAUCUGCACUGGGCCCAAUGAGACCAUCCCAGGACGCCCAAUUGUACCGCAGUGUUGUUAUGGAUUCUGUAUUGAUCUCCUGAUCAAGUUGGCUAUGACCAUGAACUUUACCUAUGAGGUUCACCUGGUGGCUGAUGGGAAAUUUGGAACUCAGGAGCGGGUGAACAACAGUAACAAGAAAGAGUGGAAUGGCAUGAUGGGAGAGCUCCUGGGGGGCCUGGCUGACAUGAUUGUAGCCCCGCUGACUAUAAACAACGAACGAGCCCAGUACAUCGAGUUCUCCAAACCCUUUAAAUAUCAAGGUCUCACCAUCCUUGUCAAAAAGGAAAUCCCUCGCAGUACACUGGACUCGUUCAUGCAGCCGUUCCAAAGCACGCUGUGGCUGCUGGUGGGUCUUUCGGUGCAUGUGGUGGCGGUGAUGCUUUACCUACUAGACCGGUUCAGCCCGUUUGGAAGAUUUAAAGUAAACAGUGAAGAAGAAGAAGAAGAUGCCCUCACCUUAUCAUCUGCUAUGUGGUUCUCCUGGGGAGUGUUGCUGAACUCUGGAAUAGGAGAAGGUGCCCCGCGCAGCUUCUCAGCGAGAAUCCUGGGUAUGGUGUGGGCCGGCUUUGCCAUGAUCAUUGUGGCAUCUUAUACUGCCAACCUGGCUGCCUUCCUGGUGUUGGACCGGCCUGAGGAGCGCAUCACCGGCAUCAAUGACCCAAGGCUGAGAAACCCAUCGGACAAGUUCAUCUAUGCCACAGUGAAGCAGAGUUCUGUGGACAUCUACUUCCGGCGGCAGGUGGAGCUUAGCACCAUGUACCGCCACAUGGAGAAGCACAACUAUGAGAGUGCCGCCGAGGCUAUCCAGGCUGUGCGUGACAACAAGCUGCAUGCUUUCAUCUGGGACUCUGCGGUGCUGGAGUUUGAAGCCUCGCAGAAGUGCGACCUGGUGACCACGGGAGAGCUGUUUUUCCGUUCGGGCUUUGGCAUAGGCAUGCGCAAGGACAGCCCCUGGAAACAGAAUGUGUCCCUGGCCAUUCUCAGUUCUCAUGAGAACGGCUUCAUGGAAGACCUAGAUAAAACCUGGGUGAGAUACCAGGAGUGUGACUCGAGGAGCAAUGCCCCAGCCACACUCACCUUUGAAAACAUGGCAGGGGUCUUCAUGCUGGUGGCUGGAGGCAUAGCAGCAGGGAUCUUCCUCAUCUUCAUUGAAAUCGCCUAUAAGCGCCAUAAAGACGCCCGCAGGAAGCAGAUGCAGCUGGCCUUUGCGGCCGUCAAUGUCUGGAGGAAGAACCUGCAGCAGUACCCACCCACUGACAUCACGGGCCAACUCAACUUGUCUGACCCGUCUGUCAGCACUGUGGUGUAAAAGAGAGGGAGACGCCGAGGUUUGCUCCCCAAAGGAGAGAGGAAAAACGAGACGAGGAAGGAGAAGGGGAAGCGGAGGGGAGAGAGCCAUCUCCUCGACUUCCCUUCGCCGUUGAAGCCGAAGCUUUCAUUUCACCGCUUUCGGAGCUUUCGAAGAAACUGCUUGCUGAAGAAGUGGCUGAAAACACUGAAGUUGCACCUUUUUUGAAGUCAGGAUUACCUGGUGUUAGAUGUUUGUAGGGUCCCUGAGCAUGCACAGAAGAACCCAUCUGACUCACAUAUACAAUCUUUCCGUCUGUAUAUUAUUAGCUGACUUAUUUAACCUUGUUUUUGUCCUUUUACUCACAGAAAUUUACUUAAUGUUUGAUGUUAUUUCCAGUUUCCUGACCAGCUUAGUUUGGUUAAGUUUAAAUAAACCAGUUUUGGUGCAAGUACUGUACUUAACAUAUCACUUCCAAUUAGGGCCUAGAUACAAUAGUAAUAUUUAGAAUUUCUUAACAACAUAUACUGCAAUACAAUAUGUACUGUAAGCUUCAAUGGAUAUCAAGUAUUUUUAAUAGGAACUUCUUGUGUUUUUAUCUACACUUUAAAAGUUUUUAGAUGAUAUUUCUUUCAUCAGGAGGCACUAAUGAUAACAAAGAGGAUAUAACUAAUCUUGUCUACCAGAGAAGAUGAUGGAAGCAUGUGUGUGCUUGUAUAUGAAUAAGAGCUUUAUGUAUCUGAAUGAUAUAGUUAAUGAAAUAGAUAAUUGAUAUUUUGAAGGCUAUAUUCUGGACUAGUAGUUGUUAAAAUUGAAUCUUUUUCCCCUUUCAUUUUCUACAAAAAUGCCAAAUGCAUGUUUUGUUUUUUAUUUCUAAGAACUCAGUUUCUUAAAGAAAAUCAGUUAAACUUUGCUACUAUUUAUAGCGAGAGAUAAGUAGUGAAUACAUGAAGUUACAGAUUAAUUUGCAAUCUGAUGAAACCUUCAAGUAAGACUGGUGUUUUUAGGUCUCAGCCAUAAGCCAUGUUGCGUUUGGGGACGCCCUCUCUCUUCCUCUCUCCUGCUGCAGCAGUCUUUCUCAAUUUCCAGUCUCGACGGGGUUGCAUCAAAGGGCCAGGUUUUUCACCCAACCAACACUCGAUCUUUCGUGCAAAACACUCCUUGCUGCGCAGCACCGGAGAACUUUUACACGAAGGAACCCGAGUGAAUUGAAAGCGUGGCUCAGCUUGCGAGCUUGUGUGCAGGUCUUGGUUAGAUGCAAAAACAGGCCGUUUCCCAUUUUCUGGAGCUGAGAAACCACUGCUGCUUGUUGAAAGACUAUCACAUUCUUUCUGGUGUCUGGCUGGCACCGCAUAGCACUUUAAGCUGAGGGGUCUCCCAAAACUGUUGAAAAUAUACUGAUUUAUCAAGAGAAUAGGAACAGAACCUCUAUAACAUCAGUCAAACAUGUUAACUUCUCCACUUUAAGAUGUUUUAAUUUCACAAAUCUUACAAACAGUAGUAUCUACAAAGUCUUUAUAAGUGACAUAAUGACACUUUUACACAACCACACAAUGUGCUAAAACAGAGUUUGGUUUCUAAACUUGAACCAAUACUUUGCCUCUGAUCACAUUCUCAUUCUGGCCUAUGCAUGCUUACGUGUUAUUAUCAGUGCUUUCGUUUUUUUGUUUGUUUGUUUUUUUUUCUUGGAUGCGUGUUGUUUGCCGUGUACAGUUAGCUGAGCUGUGUGACGCACUUAAGUUGAAUGAAAUGUAAAUAGAAUCUGGUUCAGUGUAGAUGGGGGUUGAGGAGAUUGUACUGCGCUUGUAUUAUGACUGCAGCUGAGAAUGUCUUAUAUUAUAGUUAUACACACACACACACACACACACACAGACACACACACACACACAUACACACAUGCACACACACAGCAGUUGUG